Messenger RNA from Dromaius novaehollandiae (emu), 1155 nucleotides. RefSeq names its product C-X-C motif chemokine receptor 3 (gene CXCR3). Gene Ontology annotation, biological process: positive regulation of cytosolic calcium ion concentration; G protein-coupled receptor signaling pathway; immune response. Lineage: Eukaryota; Metazoa; Chordata; Aves; Casuariiformes; Dromaiidae. Gene Ontology annotation, cellular component: external side of plasma membrane; membrane. The record is from RefSeq and is a predicted model, not a curated record. Gene Ontology annotation, molecular function: C-C chemokine receptor activity; C-C chemokine binding. The coding region runs from base 1 to 1155 and encodes 384 amino acids. The transcript is spliced from 2 exons.
AUGGCUCCGGGAGGCUUCAACCUGGAGGAGCUGCCGAGCCACGUGGUGCUGGAGCUGCCGGAGCUGUCGCCGCUGCUGGAGAACGGCUCGGGCUACGGCUACGGCGGCGACUACAACGGCUCGGAGCCGUGCUGCGCCGCGGCGCCGUGCACGCCCGGGGCGGCGCGGGCGCUGGAGCGGCAGCUGCUGCCGGCGCUCUACGGCGUCGCCUUCGUGCUGGGGCUGGCGGGCAACGGCGCGGUGCUGGCCGUGCUGCUGCGGGCGCGCCGCCGCCUCUCGGCCACCGACCUCUUCGCCCUCAACCUGGCGGCGGCCGACGGGCUGCUGGUGCUGACGCUGCCCUUCUGGGCCGUGCAGGCGGCCCGCGGCUGGGUCUUCGGCGCCGCCGCCUGCCGCCUGCUCGGGCCGCUGCUGCGGCUCAACUUCUACGCGGGGCUCUUCCUUCUGGCCGGCAUCGCCGCCGAGCGCCGCCGCGCGCUGGCCCGCGCCGCCGCCGCCGCGGGCAGCGGCCCCCGCCGCCGCCGCCGCCGCGUCGCCGCCGCCUGCGCCGCCGCCUGGGCCGCGGGGCUGGCGCUGGCGGCGCCCGAGGCGCUGGCGCUGGAGGCGCGCGGCGACGCGCGGGCCGGCGCGGUGCUGUGCGCGCGCGGGCGGCGCUGGCGGGCGCCGCUGGCGGCGGCGCAGCUGGCGCUGGGCUUCGCGGCGCCGCUGGCCGCGCUGCUGGCGGGCUACGGCGGCGUGGCGCGGGCGCUGCUGCGGGCGCGCGGCGGGCCGCGGCGGCUGCGGGCGGCGCGGCUGGUGGGCUGCGUGCUGGGCGCCUUCGCGCUGUGCUGGGCGCCGCUGCACGGGGCGCUGCUGGCGGCGGCGCUGCGCGACGCGGGGCUGCUGCCGCGCGACUGCGCCGCCGAGGAGCGGCUGGCGGCGGCCACGGCGGCGGCCACGGCGCUGGGCUACUUCCACUGCUGCCUCAACCCGCUGCUCUACGGCUUCGUCGGGGUGCGCUUCCGCCGCCGCCUGCGCGAGAUGCUGCGCGGCGCCGCCGCCGGGGCCGGGGCCGCCGCGGGCGCGGGCUCGGGGUGCGCGCGGCGCCGCGGCGGCGCAGGGGGCGGCGGCGGCGGCGGCUCCGACAGCACCGAGGCCACCUACACCGGGCUCUAG